AUGUUAGAUCUGAAGGAGAUCAAGCCUUUCGAAACAGAAAGGCUUGUUACUGAAUGGGUUUGUAGGACCUGUGAUUUUGAAGCCUAUACUUCUAAGUGGAGGACAGACUUGGGUGGAAAGCUCAAGCCUCAACUCUCAGUAUCCAUAGAUGGGGGAGAGGCCUUUGGGAUCCUGAGAAAAAAAGAGAAGUGGGAGAACAGAGAUGCAGAGAAAGAAGGGAGAAAGUGCCUGCCAGAUUGCGGUGGGACCAUGGAUCUGUUUGGAGAUAUAGAUGACAUUUCUUCAGAGAGUGACAAGGACAAUCAGCCACCUAUUCCAGGACAGCGUGUUGAUGAAUAUGGAGUGCCUCAGGACCAGAAGGAGGAAAAGCCAAUUUCUGAAACCAAAAUAGAAGUAGAAAUUCCCAGUGUCAACUCUGACUUAGGAAAUGAAUUGUAUUUUGUUAAAUUACCCAGGUUUCUCAGCAUAGAACCCAAGCCUUUUAAUCCUCAGCUUUAUGAAGAUGAAUUUGAAGAUGAGAAAGUGCUUGACGAAGAAGAUAGAAUCAGGUUAAAAUUAAAGGUAGAAAAUACUAUACGAUGGAGAAUACGCCGGGAUGAAGAAGGAAAUAAAAUUAAAGAAAGCAAUGCUCGGAUAGUCAAGUGGUCAGAUGGAAGCAUGUCCCUGCAUUUAGGCAAUGAAAUAUUUGAUGUCUACAAAGCCCCACUGCAGGGCAAUUACAACCAGCUGUUUAUAAGAGAAGACACUGGUCUACAGGGACAAGCCAUCUUUAAAUCCCAGCUUACCUUUAGACCUCAUUCUACAGACAGUGUCACACAUAGAAAGAUGACCCUGCCACUUGCUAAUAGAAGUUCGAAGACACAGAAGAUUAGAAUCUUACCAAUAGCGGGUUGUGAUCCUGAAUGCCAACGCACAGAAAUUAUGAAGAAAGAAGAACGCUUGAGGGCUUCUACUCACCAGGUGUCUCAGACAGCCCAUCUGCGGGAGAAGCAGGGCCAGCAGAGGCCAAGCACCCCCUACCAGGACCCUGGGAGUGACCAUGAGGAGGAGGAGGAAGGUGAGGACACCUUCAGCCUGGCUGCCAUUAAAAACUAUUAUCAAGGCGACCUCCAAGCAGAACGAGCCAGAAUCUAUUCCUCAGACAGUGAUGAGGGAUCAGAAGAAGACAAGGCUCAAAGAUUACCCAAAGCAAAGAAUCUUGACAAUGAUGAGGUGAAUCUUCCAGAAAGAGGAAAGCAGGGAGUGAAGAGAAAGAAGUUAUAAAGCCCUAAAACGUGCACUCAAUGUAUUCAACAGUUUGUUUUUAAAACGAUGAUGAAAUGA
Carlito syrichta (Philippine tarsier) is the source of this 1323-nucleotide messenger RNA. Its product is annotated as RNA polymerase-associated protein LEO1-like. The transcript has 11 exons. Gene Ontology annotation, biological process: transcription elongation by RNA polymerase II; positive regulation of transcription elongation by RNA polymerase II. Gene Ontology annotation, molecular function: RNA polymerase II C-terminal domain phosphoserine binding. Gene Ontology annotation, cellular component: nucleus; Cdc73/Paf1 complex. The record is from RefSeq and is a predicted model, not a curated record. NCBI's taxonomy places the organism in Eukaryota, Metazoa, Chordata, Mammalia, Primates, Tarsiidae.